AUGUACAUCGGCUCCCUUUUUUGGCAGCAAGGGGGCCAGGCCAACCAUCCCACAGCCGCCGUGGUGACGGAGAAGCAGCAAAUGCUGGAGCAACACCUGCAGGAUGUCCGGAAGCGUGUCCAGGACCUAGAACAGAAAAUGAAAGUGGUAGAGAAUCUCCAGGAUGACUUUGAUUUCAACUACAAAACCCUCAAGAGUCAAGGAGAUAUGCAAGACCUGAAUGGCAACAACCAGUCAGUGACCAGGCAGAAGAUGCAGCAGCUCGAACAGAUGCUUACUGCGCUGGACCAGAUGCGGCGAAGCAUCGUGAGUGAGUUGGCAGGGCUUUUGUCAGCUAUGGAGUACGUGCAGAAAACUCUCACGGAUGAAGAGCUGGCAGACUGGAAGAGGCGGCAGCAGAUUGCUUGCAUUGGAGGCCCUCCCAACAUCUGCCUAGAUCGGCUAGAAAACUGGAUAACCUCAUUGGCAGAAUCUCAACUUCAGACCCGCCAACAAAUUAAGAAACUGGAGGAGUUGCAGCAGAAAGUUAGCUACAAAGGGGAUCCCAUUGUACAGCACCGGCCAAUGCUGGAGGAGAGAAUCGUAGAGCUGUUUAGAAACUUAAUGAAAAGUGCCUUCGUGGUAGAGCGGCAGCCCUGCAUGCCUAUGCAUCCCGACCGGCCAUUAGUCAUCAAGACUGGUGUCCAGUUUACAACUAAAGUCAGAUUGCUGGUCAAAUUUCCUGAGCUAAAUUAUCAGCUUAAAAUUAAAGUGUGCAUUGACAAAGACUCCGGGGAUGUUGCAGCUCUCAGAGGAUCCCGGAAAUUUAACAUCCUGGGCACAAACACGAAAGUGAUGAACAUGGAAGAGUCUAACAACGGCAGCCUCUCCGCAGAGUUCAAACACUUGACCCUGAGAGAGCAGAGAUGUGGUAACGGGGGCCGAGCCAACUGCGACGCCUCCCUGAUUGUGACUGAAGAGCUGCACCUGAUCACCUUCGAGACUGAGGUGUAUCACCAAGGCCUCAAGAUUGACCUAGAGACCCACUCCUUGCCAGUUGUGGUGAUCUCCAACAUCUGUCAGAUGCCCAAUGCCUGGGCAUCCAUCCUGUGGUAUAACAUGCUGACCAACAACCCCAAGAACGUGAACUUUUUCACCAAGCCCCCAAUUGGAACGUGGGAUCAAGUGGCCGAGGUGCUGAGCUGGCAGUUCUCCUCCACCACCAAGCGCGGGCUGAGCAUUGAGCAGUUGACAACACUGGCGGAGAAACUCUUAGGACCUGGUGUGAACUAUUCAGGGUGUCAGAUCACAUGGGCUAAAUUUUGCAAAGAAAACAUGGCCGGCAAGGGCUUCUCCUUCUGGGUCUGGCUGGACAAUAUCAUUGACCUUGUGAAAAAGUACAUCCUGGCCCUUUGGAAUGAAGGUUACAUAAUGGGCUUUAUCAGUAAGGAGAGGGAGCGGGCCAUCUUGAGCACCAAGCCCCCAGGCACCUUCCUGCUGAGAUUCAGUGAAAGCAGCAAAGAAGGAGGAGUCACCUUCACCUGGGUGGAGAAGGACAUCAGCGGUAAGACCCAGAUCCAGUCGGUGGAACCGUACACCAAGCAGCAGCUGAACAACAUGUCGUUUGCUGAAAUCAUCAUGGGCUAUAAGAUCAUGGAUGCCACCAAUAUCCUCGUGUCUCCGCUGGUCUACCUCUACCCUGACAUUCCAAAGGAGGAGGCGUUCGGAAAGUACUGUCGGCCAGAGAGCCAGGAGCAUCCCGAAGCUGACCCAGGUGCUGCCCCAUACCUGAAGACUAAGUUCAUCUGUGUGACACCAACGACCUGCAGCAAUACCAUUGACCUGCCGAUGUCCCCCCGCACUUUAGAUUCAUUGAUGCAGUUUGGAAAUAGUGGUGAAGGUGCUGAACCCUCAGCAGGAGGGCAAUUUGAAUCCCUCACGUUCGACAUGGAGCUGACCUCGGAGUGCGCCACCUCCCCCAUGUGA
Molecule: messenger RNA, 1965 nt
Organism: Lipotes vexillifer (Yangtze River dolphin)
Lineage: Eukaryota; Metazoa; Chordata; Mammalia; Artiodactyla; Lipotidae
Gene: STAT3
Product: signal transducer and activator of transcription 3
Exons: 21
Coding region: 1-1965 (654 amino acids)
Biological process (GO): signal transduction; regulation of DNA-templated transcription
Molecular function (GO): DNA-binding transcription factor activity; DNA binding
Source: RefSeq, a predicted model, not a curated record